Ostrinia furnacalis (Asian corn borer) is the source of this 2909-nucleotide messenger RNA. Its product is annotated as BSD domain-containing protein 1. The transcript is spliced from 10 exons. The coding region runs from base 148 to 1320 and encodes 390 amino acids. NCBI's taxonomy places the organism in Eukaryota, Metazoa, Arthropoda, Insecta, Lepidoptera, Crambidae. Gene Ontology annotation, cellular component: cytoplasm. The record is from RefSeq and is a predicted model, not a curated record.
GUUUGUAACCUUAUGUCAACGCAAACAAAAACUAUGUCAAAAUUAAUUCUAAAUUUUGUGUAAAAACAACAACAGUUCUCAUAACAAUUUUAUGUGUACAAAUCCAUGUGCUCCCGUAAUUUCGACGUGUAAUAAAAAUAUUGCGUGAUGGCUGAGAGGUCAGGAGAGGCGAGUCCCAGUGACGCUGCCACGUCUCCACAACAUGAAGAGAGCCAAUCGGGUAAUUGGUGGGACAGCUGGCUGUCUUCGGCCAAAAACAAGUCAGCAGAAGUGUACUCCAUGGUGAAGAAAGACCUGGACGAAAUAGGGAGCGCGGUCAAGAGUGAGGCCACCCACGUCUUCAGCACCACAUCCAACGUCAUAGGCAAGACCUUCAAGUUAGACGUACCAGAAUCGCCAGCAAAUGUUAUGAAAAAGAGUUUUAGCAGUUUCAUUGGUCAAGUGAGCACAGUCCUGAAUCCAGAGCCGGAUGAUGAGGAUGACACGGAGGUCAUACUGUCGUCUGGAGACACAACUAUGCUGUCCACUUAUAAGAAAGAGCUAGAAGCACUGCAGCGCGUGGACGCCACGUUCAUAGUCCCGGCAUACAGCCCGGAAUUCGAGGCGUGGCGGGGCAGCUUAGAGGGGGGCGAGGGCGAGGUCAUCGCCCCCGCGGCCGCCGCGCGCCGCCUGGACUCCAGCCCGCUGCUCAAGGCGCAGUACCGCAAGCUGGUGCCUGAUGCCGUCACGCACGAUGACUUCUGGGAGCGGUACCUAUUCCGGGUGGCGUUGCUGCAAGACCGAUUGGCAGCAGCCUCGCGCAAGCAGCCGGUUGAAACGCCCACCACUGACCCGGUGCUCGCACAUCUGCCGCUGCAGACUGUAGUCGCGCCAAUAGAACAGAGCCCUAAGAAAGUGCUGUCGGGCAUAGAAGCGGAGACGCCGUUCGAAACACCUGACAUUGACAACGUUACCUGGGAGGAUGAAGACUUCGCAAACGACGUGGAACUGACCGAAGAACAACAGACUCUGCUGCUAGAAGAAUACGAGAAAGAGAUAACCUCGAAGAAAGUGACAAAAAAGCCGGCCCGUGACGCCACCAACAACAACGCAGACGGAAACGACGCACAAACCACAGACAAAAUUAACAAGACCACAGACAAAAAUAAAAACAUAGACAAGAAAAAUGGCCGCUCACCGAAAAAGGUUAAGGCUGACGACUGCGGGAAUUUAGUUGAAGAUUAUUUUGGGGACAAGGAAGUGAAAGACGAUGCGAGCGCUAAUUCUGACGAAAGUUGGGAGAAGGAGUUUGAACUCGAAGACGUAGAGCAGAAAGCCUAAAUUGGCUCGCAUCCGGCCAUACAUUCGGCAGAUUCACCACUUAAUAUAAUUUACUAGACGGCGUAUGACAUUGCUCCCGUUGAAAUUAGACUUGCCCGUUUUCACCAUCAAUCCCUAAUUUUUAAGUGACUCCUAUAGUAACACAUAACAUUUUGACAUUGCAAAAUGGCAGCUAAAACAACUGCAAAAUGCCACAGUGUUUGAAGCUGUAAGCUUGAUAUGCCUUCGUCCGUACAUAAUACAAGUCGACAAGGGUUUCCUUGUAUAUUCACAUACAUGUAUGAAAUAAUAAUUAUGUAUGUGUUUACAUACAUAUUAUUUUAAAGUACCUUUUAUCGGCCGAUAGUUUAACCCGGCUGUUGUAUGAACAUGUAUGAAAGUGCGCACAUUACACCGAUUUCAUAUCGGCAUAUUUUAUUUCUCAUACAAAUUAGAAGCCGGCCAAACUAUCGGUCGAUAUUAAAGGACGAAGCACACUUAUCAACCCUCAAACGGAUCGUAACCGUAUCAACUCGAGGUAAUAUUCUGAAUGAAACUCCGUACACGCACACUUAUCCGUACGGUAACGUAAACGCCUUGCGGUUGACAGCGCGCGUAAGGCGGUACGAGGUGGAAUUGUGUAAAGCAAUCGUAAUCAUUUGACAGUUCAUAACGUACGAUUAUUCUGUCAAACGCUUUGUUUAACUGACUUUAUCGUACGUUAUGAACUGCCAAAUGAUUACGAUUGCUUUACAAAAUUCCAUCUACGGUGUUAACCCUGUACGAGUUGAUAAGUCUGCUAUGACAUUUAUACUGGGCCGCUAGUAAACCAAACAAUGUCAACCAGUGGUGUAAUCUGCCCUUAAAGUAUUAAUGUGUAAUCGAAUUAUUGUUGAGUCGCUCACGGAAUGUGUAACUUUAGCAAUUGUCAUGGAAUACUAUAACGCAUAAUGUUAUUCUAUAACGCAUCACACGUCCAAAAAAUUUGACAUUUUGCUGUCAAUAUUUUACCAAAAUGUAAACUGGGAGAGUCCAUCUGAGCUAGGAUACGCGCCGUGAUAUAAUCUUAUCGAUGUCUUAGACGACAAAUGUACGGGCUUAUCGCGUAUCGAUAAAAGUUUAUCGUAGCGCGCAUCCUAGGCUUACGUCUUCAUUAAUGUUGCGGCAGAGAUCGUCAACAUAUAUGGAAAGACAACCUAUAGAUUUGAACCGUUUGUCUGGUGGACACGGAAUGUUGCCGUCAUAUUUUGUACUUUAUGCAGAUGGAAUAGGGUUCAAAACUAAAUUUAUUUUAAAGGACUGACACGUCGAUUGGCACUACGUUGACACUAUUAUAACAAGUCACAAACGACCUGCCCAAAGCGAAAGAUAUUUCUUUAAAGCUUCUUUUAUAUGUAUUUGUGACGAAAACCUAAUUUUCAAGCAUUUACCUGCAUGUUGCCGAUCCCUGGCUAGACUGGUGGCUCCAAUAAAUAAGAUACCUUAGUACCCGUUGGUAAAGCCUAUAAUCGCGUACUCGGUAGAUUUUUCAUAGUAAUAAAGGAUGACUGAAGAUAAUAUGAAACGUUAAAGUUAUGUAUCGAUAGAUUAAUAAGAUGCACUUAAGUUCA